Octopus bimaculoides (California two-spot octopus) is the source of this 1190-nucleotide messenger RNA. Its product is annotated as solute carrier family 35 member H1. NCBI's taxonomy places the organism in Eukaryota, Metazoa, Mollusca, Cephalopoda, Octopoda, Octopodidae. The record is from RefSeq and is a predicted model, not a curated record.
UCCUUUUUUUCACCCCUAGGUAUUGUUAGUGCUCUUGACAUUGGUAUGUCUAACUGGAGUUUUGAAUACAUUACUGUUUCACUGUAUACAAUGUCUAAAUCUUCCACAGUUUUAUUUAUCCUGGGAUUUUCCCUCCUAUUCAGACUGGAAAAAUUUCGACCAUCUCUACUUGUGGUGGUUCUCUUCAUUUCCGGUGGUUUAUUCCUCUUCACUUACCAUUCCACUGAAUUCAACCUAAUUGGCUUUAUACUGGUGAUGACUGCGACAUUUCUCUCUGGACUUCGUUGGACCCUAACACAACUGGUGGUACAAAAAGAAGGGCUGGGUUUAAGAAACCCCCUUGAUAUGAUGUUUCAUAUUGAACCGUGGAUGAUCAUCAGCCUUUUACCAUUGUCGGCUUCAUUCGAAGGUUUGAGAAUCGUCAGCACAAAACAGUUUUUCCGAUAUGAACAUAUAUCUGUGGCCUUGAAGAACUGUGGUUGGGCAUUAAUUGGUGCCAUACUUGCCUUCUUUAUGGAAAUAGCUGAGUUUCUCCUGAUUAGUAACACUUCUAGUCUUACUCUUUCAAUUGCAGGAAUUUUCAAGGAAAUAAUUGUACUCUUUUUAGCUGCUGAAAUCAACGGUGACCAUAUUUCCAUUCUAAAUGCUGUGGGAUUUAUCAUUUGUUUAUGCGGAAUGUGUUUCCAUAUAUUUUUAAAGAAUCAUCAGAGAUAUGAGGACACAAACAAGGUUGAAGAAUUAAACGAGGAAGCAAUCCAAAUGCUAGAUUCUCACGGUGAUGCAAACACAAGUUCUGAUGAGGAAACUCAUUUCUCAAAUCCGCCUUGAAGUUUUCUCAAAAGAGAACAGGAAGAAAGCUCUAAUCUGUAUACUUUCUGAUUGUAUUUUUCUCUCAGCAAAGUAGACUUGUUGCAUGGUAGAGUAUUUUGAAGGGAAAUUCUCUGUUAGGAGAUGAAUAAUUGAAUCAUUCAUCUGUCUUUUACAUUUGAAGACAAAGAAAGAAUCAAAAAUUGCUUUGAACAUAGUUUUUUUGUAAUCAGCUCUAUUUUAAGAGCUGUACAUCCAUACAUAAACAUUAUACAUACAUGCAUACAUACGCACAUGCACACACAUAUAUAUACAUGUAAUAUAUGCAAGUAAAUAUAUACAGCUAUAUAUAUAUAUAUAUAUAUCAUUAUCAUUUAAUGGAC